Messenger RNA from Echinostoma caproni, 1416 nucleotides. The record is from the annotation of a GenBank genome assembly. NCBI's taxonomy places the organism in Eukaryota, Metazoa, Platyhelminthes, Trematoda, Plagiorchiida, Echinostomatidae.
AUGAUAUCCGACACAAUUCUAAAACAACAUUCUUCCGCAGAUGAUGACAGUCUCAUGAGAGAACGCAAUAAUAUACGGGAUAUGCUAGAAUCGACCGGCAAUUUGCGUCCUGUCACUGCAAACAUUCAAACCAGACCCAAAACCCGUCGUUACCGAGUUCGAAUCCAGGAAGAAUCGAAAUCGGAAUCCACCACAUUUGCACCCCCACGGGUUCGUCUUCGAUUAGAUGAGGCGUUUGACAAUGCAUAUCGCAACAAACAAACACACAUUUUCACUCAAAGUGACUUGCUGGCAGAGCAAACUCAAUGGAAACGAAAGAUAGCCAAAACAGACGAGGAUGCCUACAAAGAUAUGACCAGAUCGACGGUGACAGUUGCACAAUUAAUGAAGCCAGAGCGAGAUCCGGAUCCUGCCGAUCAGUUGGCUCGGAUCAAACUUCGCGGUGAAGACAGUCUGAACAAUCGCAUACGUGGACAAGGAAGUUUGACUUUGAAAACUAUCCCGAAGAAUGAGUCCGAGGAUGCCGCACGUCAAGAUGUACACAUACGAUGUGCCGGAGAUCAAGCACUUGACAAUCGGGAUUGGGGCCAGCGUGGCACCGGGGUCAGUGCACUGCUCACUCAAAAUAGUACAACUGAACUACGCUCACAACCGGAAUCCAAUAGACGAGCUGUAAGAAGUGAAGAAGCGGCGGACAAUUGGCGCCGCGAUCGAUUGAAAGAGUGUACGGAAAUGGAGUGUGUACUCAAUCACGGCUGGUCAGGUCAAAGUGCCAUCAGAUCGAGACCAACCACCACGAGCAUUGUCGAACAUGUAUGUCAGCCACCUUGGAAUCCAGUCGAUACGCAGUUGAAUCAGCGGCCACAAACACCGAACGCACGAGGCAUCACUCGCUCUGGUGCUGCCAAUGCAUUUCGCGAAGGUUCUGCGAUGGCGGAUCGGAUGGGACUGACACGUGCCGCGGUGCAGCCACAUGCCCAUCUUGAUUCGGACGAGCUCAAUGAAAUGCGGGACCGGGCAUUACAGUCGCUGGAUGAGCCCCCGGCGAGACACGGUCCAAAGGCAAGAUUUGAAGGAUUGGAAUACGCAAUGCGUGGUCGUGGUACGCUAAACUCUGGUCUCAUUCCUUCAGACUAUUCCGAGACCGAAAAAGUUGCUGCUCCACGUUUGAAAGGAGACGACGCGCAUGAGAAUGCGGGAGCGAAUAAAGGGGAACAUAGCAAACUACUUCUUUCAAAUUGGCGUCUUGUGCCUGAUCCACAACCUCCGAUCAAACCUGUUCCGAACUCGAAAAACAUUCGCGCGCGCUCACGCGGCACCGAGGCUCGUAGCUGCCUGAACCCCACGCGUCCCAAAUGGUCCGGGAAGGUGCACUGGAAAAGACGUCCACCGGCACCGGUGAAAUGCACAUUCUAA